AUGAUGCUGCUGGGAGGGUACUAUCAUCUAAGUAUUCAUAUCGCGAGUACACGCUCGUCUCCUCCCAAUUUGGCGCGGCCGGCACCCAUAAUCUCUCUCACAAACAAGAUGAAGGUUGUAGCAGCAUACUUGCUAGCCGUUUUGGGAGGCAAUGCCUGCCCUUCCACCGAUGAUUUGAAGGAUAUCCUCAGCUCUGUUGGAGCUGAAGCCGAUGAUAACCAGAUUGGGCUUCUUUUGACGCAAGUUCAGGGAAAAGAUAUAACAGAGCUCAUUGCAGCUGGAAGAGAGAAGUUGGCAUCUGUACCUGCUGGAGGUGGUGCUGUUGCAGUGGCUGCUUCUGUUGCUGGUGCUACUGGUGGUGCAGCUGCUUCAGCUGCAGCUGAGCCCAAGAAAGAGGAAAAGGUGGAGGAGAAAGAGGAAUCAGAUGAUGAUAUGGGCUUCAGUCUCUUUGACUAA
This is a messenger RNA of Fraxinus pennsylvanica, 456 nucleotides long. NCBI's taxonomy places the organism in Eukaryota, Viridiplantae, Streptophyta, Magnoliopsida, Lamiales, Oleaceae. The record is from the annotation of a GenBank genome assembly.